AUGAGGGUUACUCUCGGUCUCGCUGCGCUCGCCGUUGGUGCUGCAGCCGUCCCUACGGCGGAAAUCAGGCAACGCCAGGAUGGUCACAAUGCCAAGCCAUGCCCCAAGAAGCCUCUGGUCACGAAGGCAGCUCUCCAGAAGGACAUCACCAUCAAGAAGUUGAUGAGGGGUGCUCAGCAGCUUGAGGACUUUGCCUACAGCUACCCAGCCCGUAACAGGAUCAUGGGAGGAGAGGCUCACAAUGACACCGUCAACUGGCUGAAGAACGAGCUCGAGUCUACUUCAUACUACGAUGUCACGCUCCAGCCUUUCUCCAACUAUGUCAUGCUGAACGGCACGCUCAACAAGUUCACCAUCGACGGACGUAUGAUCAACUCCACGAUUCUUGAGUACUCAGCCUCUACCGAUGGGCUCGUCACCGCACCCAUCGUUCCCGUCAACAACCUCGGUUGCGAGGCGUCUGACUUUCCCGCGGAAGUAUCCGGCAGCAUCGCACUCAUCUCGCGCGGUGAAUGUGAGUUUGGACUGAAGUCUGCUCUUGCUGGAAGCGCUGGCGCCGUAGCUGCUAUCAUCUACAACAACGUUGCUGGCACUAUCAGCGCAACUCUUGGCCCCCCUCCCCGCCCGGAGGGUGACUACGUUGCGAGUGUUACUCUGUCUCAGGCAGAGGGCCAGGCAAUCAUUUCCAAGGUCGCAGGCGGUGCUACUGUCACCGGCGAGUUGGACGUUUUGACCGACGUCCAAAUCAUCACCACGAACAACGUCCUUGCUACCAGCAAGUGCGGUGACAAGGACAACCAGCUUUGGCUUGGUGCUCACACUGACUCUGUUGGUGCUGGCCCUGGAAUCAACGACGAUGGCUCGGGAACCGUUGCCAUCCUGAACGUCGCUAAGUCGCUUGCUAAGUACAACGUCAAGAACGCUGUUAGCUUCGGCUUCUGGUCUGGCGAGGAGUCCGGUCUUCUCGGCUCCACCUUCUUCGUCGAGAGCCUCUCUCCUGCGGCAGCUCUUGACAUUCGCGCAUACCUCAACUUCGACAUGAUUGCGUCUCCAAACUACGUCCACCAGAUCUACGACGGUGACGGCAGCGCAUACGGUCUGAGUGGACCCGCUGGAAGCGACCAGAUUGAGACUUUCUUCGAGGGUUACUUCAAGGAUCUCAACAUCUCCAGCAACGCUACCGAGUUCAACGGCCGUUCCGACUACGGUCCUUUCCUUGACGCCAACAUCCCCGCAGGUGGUACCACCACUGGUGCUGAUGAGGUCAAGACCGUCGAGGAGCAGGCUAUCUGGGGUGGAGUCGCAGGAGAGAUCCUUGACCAGAACUACCACCAGGCUGCCGACAAUGUCACCAACCUCAACGAGGGAGCUUGGCUCCUACACUCUCGCGGUAUUGCUGCCGCGGUUGCCAACUACGCUCUCUCAUGGGAGGGUUUCCCAGCCCGGGUGCCCGUCAACGGCACCGCGAAGAGGAGCGUCCGUGAGCCUCACGUUCACAGGGGCGUCAAGGGCGCGAAGGUCACUUUGAGCCUGUUGUAA
Messenger RNA from Alternaria incomplexa, 1539 nucleotides. RefSeq lists its product as uncharacterized. The transcript is spliced from 2 exons. The record is from RefSeq and is a predicted model, not a curated record. Bases 1 to 1539 code for a protein of 512 amino acids. Gene Ontology annotation, molecular function: metalloexopeptidase activity; aminopeptidase activity. NCBI's taxonomy places the organism in Eukaryota, Fungi, Ascomycota, Dothideomycetes, Pleosporales, Pleosporaceae. Gene Ontology annotation, biological process: proteolysis.